UCGGCCGCGAUCCGGCCCGGCAUCCCCCGCGCGCCUGCUGCCCCGCGGCCCGCUCUCGCCGCCAUGGCCUUCACCUUCGCCGCCUUCUGCUACAUGCUGGCGCUGCUGCUCACCGCCGCCCUCAUCUUCUUCGCCAUCUGGCAUAUUAUAGCAUUUGAUGAGCUGAAGACUGAUUACAAGAAUCCCAUAGACCAAUGUAAUACACUCAAUCCUCUUGUACUUCCAGAGUACCUCAUCCAUGCAUUCUUCUGUGUUAUGUUUCUCUGUGCAGCAGAGUGGCUUACACUGGGUCUCAAUAUGCCUUUGUUGGCUUACCAUAUUUGGAGAUAUAUGAGCAGGCCUGUAAUGAGUGGACCAGGUCUUUAUGAUCCUACAACCAUCAUGAAUGCAGAUAUUUUAGCAUAUUGUCAGAAGGAAGGAUGGUGCAAACUAGCAUUUUACCUCCUAUCAUUUUUUUACUACCUAUAUGGCAUGAUUUAUGUUUUGGUGAGCUCUUAAGAAGACUCUGCAAACUUGGUUCCAGUUAAGUGCAUGCAAAAGCCACAAAACAAAAGGAUUCUUUCCAACAAGAAUCUGUUACCAAGAUUAAACUAUGGAAUCUGAUGAUCACAGUUGCAUUAGGAAAAAAAACAAACGACUCCCCUAUUUUUAAAAUGUUUCCACACUUUAUACUUGUGGAAAGACUGUUUUUCGUAUAUUUUGCUGGGACGUUGAAAUUAAAAAGAAUUAAGUGUAAAUUGAUAUUAAAUAAUUCUCUGGUUUUGAACAGUUUUGACUUUGCGCUCCGUAAGGAACAGCCAUAGCUCUUCAAGUAGUUCUUAAUUACUGACUGUCCUUAAUAUCCUAGAAUUUUUUGUUUACAGGACAUUAUAGUGGCUCACUUUGGACUUUUGAAACUCCAUUUAACUAUAAAUCAACUGUAGCUAUAAAGUGCUUCUGAAGGACUGAAAGCUUUAUAUAUUUUCUCUGCAGAUAUCUUCACGGAUACAUGAGUAGAAAGAGUAGUUCUGUUUUUUAUAUUUGGGUAUCUUUCCCUGCGUAUGCAUGGUUCUGAAACUUCCCGUAUUUCCACCAAACACUAAAUAUCCUUGCUUUAAUUUUCAAGCAUAAGUUAUUGUGAUAGGAAACAUUGAGUUGUCUGUGAAGGAAUGAAUUUAAAAGAUUUUAUUUUUAAAUGUUUGUGCAACAGUCUUAUUAAUCAAUUGGCUAAUAAUGCAAGAUUGAUCAAAUCCAGUGGUAAAAAUACUGCUCGUAUGGGUUUACAAGUCACACUAAAGACAUUUGCAAGAGACAGUGAGAUUGAGAAACUGCCCUGCUGUUCCUUAGUGGAAUGAAUAAAUAAAUAAUCUCAAAUUCAGAAAUGUUCAA
Gopherus evgoodei (Goodes thornscrub tortoise) is the source of this 1368-nucleotide messenger RNA. It is a transcript of the gene CNIH1, whose product is annotated as cornichon family AMPA receptor auxiliary protein 1. The transcript has 5 exons. The record is from RefSeq and is a predicted model, not a curated record. Bases 64 to 498 code for a protein of 144 amino acids. Gene Ontology annotation, biological process: vesicle-mediated transport. NCBI's taxonomy places the organism in Eukaryota, Metazoa, Chordata, Testudines, Testudinidae.